Molecule: messenger RNA, 969 nt
Organism: Fulmarus glacialis (Northern fulmar)
Lineage: Eukaryota; Metazoa; Chordata; Aves; Procellariiformes; Procellariidae
Product: histamine N-methyltransferase-like
Exons: 8
Coding region: 1-969 (322 amino acids)
Molecular function (GO): N-methyltransferase activity
Source: RefSeq, a predicted model, not a curated record
AUGGACCCGGUCGCGGAGAUGAAGAGGAAUAGGUUUCCCAGCAUGAACUUUGAAGCAGAGAUUCUGACAGCUCCACACGAUAAUUCAGAGCUAUAUGUGAUCCCUUCCAUGAGAAGUCUCACGGCCGAGGAGUAUGUAGAAGCUUUUAAGUCAUUUUUGGAUCAUUCAACAGAGCACCAGUGCAUGGAUGAGUUCAACAAGGAAGAAAUGCCCGACAUCAUGGCUGGUCUCGGCAACGGAAAAUCGACUAUAAAUGUUCUGGGAGUCGGAAGUGGCACAGGUGAGCAGGAUUUGAAAAUGAUCAGGAUCCUGCAGGCUGCACACCCGGGCGUCUUUAUUGACAACGAAAUCAUAGAGCCCAACCCACAGCACGUGGCAGCUUACAAAGAGUUGGUGAAUCAAGCUCCAGACCUGCAGAAUGUCUCUUUUAUUUGGCACCAGCUCACUUCCUCGGAGUAUGAACAAGAGGUGAAAGAGAAAGGUGCACAUAAGAAAUUCGACUUCAUCCAUAUGAUCCAGAUGCUGUACCGUGUGGAGGAUAUUCCCAAUACUAUCAAGUUUUUCCACAGCUGCCUCGACCAUCAUGGUAAACUCCUGAUCAUAAUUUUAUCAGACAGUAGCGGAUGGUCCAGCUUAUGGAAGAAGUACAGACACUGCUUGCCUUCCACGGACAGCGGCCACUACAUCACCUCCAACGGCAUCACGGAUGUUUUGAAGAGACUGGGUGUUGAAUACCGUGUUUAUGAGUUCCCAUCGGGCUGGGAUAUCACCGAGUGCUUUAUCGAGGGGGACCCGGUUGGAGCCCGCAUGAUGGAUUUCCUGACUGGGACAAAAAACUUCCUGGGCACGGCCCCCCCGGGGCUGCGGCAGCAGCUGCAGGAGGCUCUCUGCCAGCCCGAGUGCAGCAGCAAGAAGGACGGGAGGAUCAUCUUCAGCAACAACUUGAGUAUGAUUGUGGUUGAAUCCUAG